Molecule: messenger RNA, 2174 nt
Organism: Emiliania huxleyi CCMP1516
Lineage: Eukaryota; Haptophyta; Isochrysidales; Noelaerhabdaceae
Gene: 26PFK4
Product: fructose-2,6-bisphosphatase
Exons: 17
Coding region: 75-1868 (597 amino acids)
Biological process (GO): fructose 2,6-bisphosphate metabolic process; fructose metabolic process
Cellular component (GO): cytosol
Molecular function (GO): 6-phosphofructo-2-kinase activity; ATP binding
Source: RefSeq, a predicted model, not a curated record
CACGGACGGCGUGUUGUGGUCGUGAGGAGUCAUCGUGCGGUUCCCAAGCCAUCCACCCAGCAAUCCUCUGGUUGAUGAUGCAGAGCGAGCCCGAACAACUUCACAAGGUUCCGAGCCGGUCAAACAGCGACGGAGACUCCAAGCGCGGCCUGCUCCGGCGCGCACCAACCUUUCGCGCGCCGGAAAGAAUGCUGACGCAGAACUCGUACACGGUCUUCCAGGAGCGUGUGGUGAUUGCGAUGGUCGGCCUGCCGGCGCGUGGCAAGUCGUACAUAUCAAAAGCCAUCGUCCGCUACCUCAACUUCCUCGGCUGCCCGACUCAGCUCUUCAACGCUGGCAGCCUGCGUCGAAAGCAGGGGCUGGCGGGCACCGACGCGUCCUUCUUCGACCCGAGCAAUAAGUCUGCACAGGCUCAAAAGGAGCAGAUGGCGAUGGACUGCCUCGACGAGCUGCUUGACUGGCUCCAGGAGCAAACAGUGACCGGCGGAUGCGCGUGCGGUAUCCUGGACGCCACAAACACGACAAUCGAGCGGAGAGCCAAGGUGAUCGAGCGGUGCACGCGGGAGCGGGAGGAGGACGGAGGGCUGCGGUUGAUCUUUGUCGAGAGCAUCACGGAAGACGAGGCGAUCCUCUCCAACAACUUCCGGAUGAAGUUCCGGAUGAAGGUGGACAACGACGACUACAGCGGCACCGACCCCGAGGCGGCGCUCGCCGACUUCAAGGCACGCGUGCGGCAGUACGAGAAGGUCUACCAGCCGGUCGGCGAGACUGAGGGCGAUGGGGCCGCGGCCGACCACUCGAUGCACAGUACCCUACCAAACCCGAUGUUCGACGCGGGCCGCAAGCUGGAGAGCAAGCUCGUCAAGGGCGAGGUGGAGCGCAAGGCCAUCUGGCUGGUGCUGGUCGGCGAGACGCGAUCGCGAACCGCGUCUCUUCACAGCAGCACGUGUGAACAGGCCAUCUGGCUGGCCAUCUGGCUGGUGCUGGUCGGCGAGACGCGCAACGCGUGCGCCGGUGUGCUGGGCGGCGACUCCAGCCUCACAGCUGCGGGGAGCGAGUACGCGCGCGCCACCGCCGAGCUCCUCGUCCGACGCGAGCACGAGAUCGGUGGCACGCCUGCGGCGGUCAUCUGCGGCACGCUCAAGCGGUACGCGCUUUGCGAGGCGACAGAGCCACAACCCCCCGGCGAGCGGUGCCCCAACUGCAAGCGGCGAGGCUGCGACAGCGGCUGCGAGGGCGCGGACCGGCGCUGUUUCAUCAAGGCGGCGGCCAACGAGCUGUGCGCUGGCUUCCUCGACAGCCUCACACAGGCGGAGAUCCGCAGCAAGUUCCCGAGGGAGGCAGCGGCGAGGCAGGCCGACGCACUGACCGAGCAGGCUGACAAGCUUACCUACCGCUACCCCGGCGCGGGCGGAGAGUCAUACGCGGACGUUGUCCUCCGGAUGAACGACAUCAUCUGCAUGCUCGAGUCCUCUGUCGGCAACGCUGUGGUCAUCUGCGACCGCGCUGUCUACCGCGUCAUACAGGCCCACAGUUGGUCGUAUACGAGAGCGUACUUCGACGGCACGCCAAUCGAGGAGAUGCCGAAUCUCGAGGUCAAGCCCGGCGUCCUCGAGUUCCGCCGCUCGCACUCGGGGUUCUCCACCACUCACCUUGAGUACCACUACUACUGCCACUACUACUACUACUGCUGCCAUUACUGCUGCUGCUACUGCUGCCACUACUGCCACUACUGCUACUACUGCUACUACUGCACUAGGUCGCUCUCGCCGCGCCUUUCGGACGAGGGGAACGGAGACACAAAGCACUGGCCCCUGGCGGAGGGCCAGCAGAGGGACAUGGUGGAGGCCCUCAAGGUCGCCCUCUGAAGGCCCGGCCGACCGCAAGUCGCUAGACGCUCCAGCUGCACCGCACCUCUCCAUCAGCAUCACCUCUCGCACACAACAAUCUCACUUCUCAGUCAACACGCUGCCUAUUUUCAAUCCCUGGGCUGCUUCGUGAUUUCGAGCCUCGCGGGGCGCAGAGGUGUCGUUAGUGUAAUCGAGUGUAAUACUGGGGUUGCCCUGGGCCUGGCCUUGAAUGUGGAGCUGGAUGGGGGGUCGAGAGGGGGGGGCGUGGAAACACGUUUCAGACGUGAGCUUAAAUUGGUAAUAAAUAAAUAACCGACUAGGUCC